Molecule: messenger RNA, 2999 nt
Organism: Stegostoma tigrinum
Lineage: Eukaryota; Metazoa; Chordata; Chondrichthyes; Orectolobiformes; Stegostomatidae
Gene: ankef1a
Product: ankyrin repeat and EF-hand domain containing 1a
Exons: 8
Coding region: 460-2649 (729 amino acids)
Molecular function (GO): calcium ion binding; protein binding
Source: RefSeq, a predicted model, not a curated record
CACUGCCGUCUAUUGCUCGGUGCGGCAGGUCCGGGGGCAUAUUCCCAAUGAUUGCGCCCCUUUUAGGAUUCCGGACCUGCACCCCCACAACCUGACAACUGCGGGGCAUCAGUAAGUGAUUCAAUCCACAGUUUCCACCAACGUCUCUCUCAGUGGAGAGUUUCCCUGCCGACCGGGUAAGUUGCAUUCUAACGACAGUUGAAACAAUCGAAAUUAGGGUAAAUUCUCCCUGAGCGGAGGUGAAAGCAUUUAUUUAGAGUUAUUUAGAGACAAUUUGGCACGUUAUUUAAACUCAAUGUAACAAAGUAUUUAGCGUCAAUGUGGCAAGUUAACACGCAAACGAAACAAGUGUUUUUUGACGGGUUGGUGGAGAGGGAUAUAGUUUCAUUGUAACCGCUCAAUGUUUCAUCUGAGUUGCAGUUUGUGGCCAGGAGGGAAGUUUAACGUUGCAAUGGCGAGAUGACAAACAUUGCAGAAGGACGCCUGCAGAUCCUGCAGGUUUACAAACUUAUCCAGUACGUCCGGCAGCGGGACAAAGCCGAGAUCGAGAAGCUGUUGACGCUGGGGGUGCCGCACUUGGUGAAUCUGAGCGAGCCCGGCCAAGGGGAAUACGCCCUGCACUUGGCCGCGCUGGCCAACGAUGUGGAGAUUUGUAAGCUGCUGCUGUCGCUGGGUGCUGAGCCGAACGUGGUGGAUAAGGACGGCCGCACCGCCGCGAUGAUCGCUGCUGAAGCCGGCCACGAAACCGUCCUGGAGGUACUGGCUGACGCCAACGCAAACAUGUCCAUUGUGGACAAGAACGGCAAAGGCAUUCUAUAUUACUGCAUUGCUCCUACUGUCCGUCACCUUCAUUGCUUAGAGAUUGCUCUAGCGCACGGAGCUGAUGUUAACAAUUGCGCACAUGAUGGAAAGCCGAUCUUCUUGCUGGCCUGUGAACAGGCUGCAGCCUGCACCGAAAUGUGUUUGCAGAUAUUAGAGAAAGGUGCUGACCCAAAUUCCAAGUUUGAGGUGAUUCGUGCCCUGGUUGCUCAUGACUGUGACAUUGAUGUUAUCAAUUUGGAUGGAAACACACCUUUACAUUUGGCAGCAUUGGGAGGCUUUGUUGACACUGCCAAGUUCCUGGCUCAAAGAGGGAGCAACCCCAAAAUGAAAAACCUGCAUCAAAAGACCCCAGCAGCUGCCGCCAAAGCUAACGGUCACAAAGCUGUAUCAAAAGAACUCCGCAAGGCCGAGCGCCUCUAUUCCAAGUAUGCCAGGCCCGAUGUGAAAAAUCCCAAUGCCCCCUGGGCCAUCAGGCUCUAUGACUGGUCGCUGUAUCAUGAGCUCGCACUUCGGAAUCUAUUUGCCACUGUGGACAGGGGCGAUGGCACCUUGGCGAAGGAGGAUUUUGCCGCCAUUCUUCUGGAGAAAAACGCGCCGAUGAAGGAAGAAGAGAUAGCUGCACUAAUGUCUGCCCAUGACAAGUCUCGGACAGGAGUCAUCGAUAUCAAUCAGUUCUUCACAGGCACAAAGUACCUCGAAAAGGUUUACCUUAUGUCUUCGUAUGAACACAAGAAGAAAAAGGGAAAGAAGGGCAAACGUGGGAAAAAGGGGAAACCUGUGAUACCAAUACCAAUUUGCACCCUUCCUAAAGAAUAUAUGAUUCGGCGGGAGGAUGGGGGCCCGCCAGAGUUUAUGAUUGAAAGCUACAAGACAUUUUCAGAUAGAAGUCGAUUCAGCCGUGAUAACCCACCACAGCAUCCCCUGCAAGAUGACUCUGCAUGGUACUUAGAUAAGCCAGAAAAGGUCUACACAAACAUUAACUACGCAGCGAAAGCAGAGGAUAUGCAGUCGUUAAAGAAAGCAUUUUUCCAGGGAGUUCCAGUUGACGUGCAGGAUAAAUUUUUCACCACUCCACUUAUGGCAGCCUGCGCGGAUGGGAAUUAUGCACUUGCCAAAUACCUCGUGGAAGCAAAGGCUAAUGUAAAUGCACAUGAUAAUUUACUGUGGACACCUCUUCACCAUGCUUGCCAUUCAGGAGAACAGAGCAUUGUUGAAUUGCUACUGGAUGCUGGUGCAUCGGUUAAUGCAGCUUCCAUUAAUGGAGCCACACCUUUAAUGAGAGCAAUAGAAAGCUGCAAAUUGGAAUGUGUAACAUCUCUGAUUAACCAUGGAGCUAGUGUUGACAUGGAAAACAAUAAAGGGCAAAAUGCUUUGGACCUUGCAAAUGCCUUUGCUGAUAUAAGGAUAAUUCAAGUGAUCAAGGAGAAAAUGGACAGCCUUCCAAAGAAAGAAAAACCCAAAAAGGGUGGGAAAGCUGCAAAAGGAGGCAGUGCGAUUUCUGCGAGGCUCCAGGCGGCCUCGCUCGAAAUGACGACACCGAUUCCAACUCUGCCUCGCUCUUUGAAGUCACCAAAGAAAGAAUUGCCCAAGGACAGCAUAGCAAAGAAAAGUGAAAUGUUAAACAGUGGCAUUGCCAAGAAAAUUGAUAUCACCUUUGUUCCAAAGACUACAUGGGCUAACCAACCAACAACCGAAGAGCUCAUACAAAGGAGAGUACGAAACCGGGAGAAAUUCACCUACGAAGUGGAUUUUAAUGCUUACCUGACACCUUUCAAGCGAAACAUCAAAAAGAAAUUGGAAGAAAUAAAUAACUUGACUUCCAAAUAGUCAGGAUGUUGGCAGCUGCAAACAUUUGGGAUAUUUGCAUUGAUCAGAGACAUGUGACAGAAUAAAAGACGCACACAACAGAAUGGUUCUUUGUUACAAUGGCGUUCAAACAUUUGUUACAAAAUAGGUUUGUGUAACUCUUAAUAUCUCAGUGGGAAAGGCUGCAAGAUAGAAAGUUUUAUUUAUAAAAAGUGAUCCUGAUUUAGUUAAUGAUAUUAUAUAAAUUAAACACAAACAUCUAUAUUCCUCUAUUCUGACUUUUCUUACAAUGAACUUUGGACACUGUUUCUUUAGGUAUAAAGGAAACUUUUGUUAAAAAUGAAUAUAAGUAACUGACUGGUGAGACACAG